Molecule: messenger RNA, 8061 nt
Organism: Gasterosteus aculeatus aculeatus (three-spined stickleback)
Lineage: Eukaryota; Metazoa; Chordata; Actinopteri; Perciformes; Gasterosteidae
Gene: tep1
Product: telomerase-associated protein 1
Biological process (GO): telomere maintenance via recombination
Cellular component (GO): telomerase holoenzyme complex
Molecular function (GO): telomerase activity; telomerase RNA binding; protein binding
Source: RefSeq, a predicted model, not a curated record
AUCAUUCACAGUAAAUCAGGAAGUAAACUUAAACUGAGCUGCGGAGAUUGGAAAUAGAUGCAAGCACCUCGGCACGCCGGCAGGAGACCUCACUCACGGGGGGGGGGACACUUUUGUUUGCGAGUCAAAGCCUUCGUCCGUGGGAUUUAAAAGGGUUUCCUUGUUUCCGCGAUGAGGGCGUUGUGUCUGCAGAAGGCCAACGUGGCCCAAGCAGACCAGCCGCGGGUCACGUGUGGGAGACGUUUGUCCUCCGACUAUGCUCCUCUGUGUCUGGAAAACAAGCUCCUGGCUCAGAGCUCCACGUUGAUGCCUCAGCCCGGCUAUUCGGCGCCGGCGUCCUCUCUCCAACCCUCCCGCCUCUCGUCCACCUCGUCCUCCCUCCUCGCCGCGUCUCUCACCCCGCCGUGCCGCCCCUCUCCGCUGCUCAGCACGGAGAACCGGCUUCUGACUGACCUUUCGCCCGGCUUCUCCUUCUCCCUCGCCUCCUCUGCGUCCGUCCCAAAUGACCCCCCGCUCUUUACGUCCCUGGCCGGCGGUUCCCUGCUUGAGCGCUUCGCUGGCGCCCCUCCCUUCCUCCACCACGCCGUGGGUGGGGAACAGAAGAGUCACGGCGGAGGAGAUGAAGGCGGGAAUGAAGUGAUGCAGUGCUCUUUUGAAGAAACCAGUGUGCAGUACUCUGAGGAAGAAGAUAUUUUGCCAGAAGAUGAAGAGGAGGAGGAGGACGAUGAUGCACUGGUAGCCAUGGAGUUACCUGCCCAGGAGUCGGGCAACGAGGAACUCGAACAAACUACGUUCAUCAAACAAGAGGAAUUCGCUGAGAUUGACAGAGCAAAUGAAAAUAUUGAGGAGGAGCUGCAAGAUAAGAAGUAUCUGCUGCUGAACGCCGUGUGCUGCUCCCUCGUCAAUAAGAGCACAGCACCGGGACAGAAGGACUGGGACUCGGAGAAGAGCGUUUGGACCAAGGUCAUCCGCCUGUCCAGGGACAUCUCUGUCCGCGACCCGCAGUUUCUCCUCAAGGUGGCGGUUUACACUCGACAGGAGCUCAACAUCCGCAUCACAGCAAACUUCUUGUUGGCCCUGGCCGCCAAUCUGCCCUCCACCAAGCCACACGUGCGCCGAUACUUCUGCGCCGCCGUUCAGCUGCCCUCGGACUGGCUGGAGGUCGUCCGGAUCUACAGCGCGUGCUUCAGUCGCUCCCUGCCGUCGUGCUUGAAGAAGGCAAUGGCCGACAAGUUCAAGCAGUUCAACGAGUAUCAGCUGGCCAAGUACAACACGCGCAAACACCGCUGUAAACACAGCCGCAACCGGCCGAAAUCCAAGAAACCGAGUGACGAGCAGAUGAGAAAGUGGGCGAACUUGCUCCGAUCAGACGAGUCUAUUCUGAAGAAGUUUUUGAAGGAAGACGGCAGCAGAGCGGUGGUGGAUAAAAAGCAGAAAGAGUUCAGUAUGAAGAAGAUGAUCGAGAAGUUUCACAUUAAAGAACCGGCUGAACACGUAAUGGCCAUCCUGGGAAAAAAGUAUCCUGCCGACCCGAAGACGUUCACCCGCAGUGGAAUAAAGGGCUCGUGGGACAGGGAGAGAGCCGGGCAGCGGAUGAAGCUCAAAGAGCCGGAGACGUGGGAGCGGCUGCUCAGCCAGGAGGGCAACAAGGCCGCCACCUGGGAGAAGCUCAUAGACAAUAAGUCUCUUCCCUUCAUGGCCAUGCUGAGGAACCUGAGGAACAUGAUCACCAAGGGCAUCAGUGAGGCUCAUCACAAGAAGAUCCUCAGCAGGCUGACCAAUAAGAAAGCGGUUGUUCAGAGCCGUCAGUUUCCCACCAGAUUCCUCGCUGCCUACAAAGUCAUCAUGGAGCUCAACGCUUUGGCCCUCCAGGCGUCGAAGCAGGCGCUGCCCCCCGUUCAGGAGAUCCUGAAGGGCAUCCUGGGUAAGAUUCCCAAGAGCAGACGCUUCAAAAGUCUGGACUGGGAGACGACUCCGAGGAGCCGGAUCCGGGUGACCAUGGGAGUGCCGUUUAUCUAUCGCCUCUACAAAGCCAAGAAGACCCAGCUCAUGAAUGCCAAUAAGCAGGAGUUCACCGUCGCCCUGCUGGACCGUUACCGCGGCGCUCUGGAGACGGCCGUGCAGCUCUCCUGUCGGUACAACGUGCCUCCGCUGCCCGGACGCACCGUCGUCGUGCUCGCCUGCGAGAUGGACAGCAAGGACCCGUGUCAGAAAGUGGACUUCUGUCUCCCGCCGGAACCCGGGCAGAAAAACGAGGAGGAGGAGGAGGAGGAGAGCGGAACGAAGCCAGACGACAAUCCCACUGUUUCCGAGGCGGUGGCUUUGCUGUCGCUGAUGAUUGCCAGCAGUGCAGAGGACUGUCAGCUCUGCUUGCACAGCUGGAGGAACAGCGAGGAAGUCAAGCUGGAGUCGGACGUCCUUUUAGAUAACGUCAGGAGCUUGCUGAAGCAAAUGAAGGCCUUUUCUGAGAUGCCGUACGAAGCGAGGCGCUGCCAUUGCCUCACCACAAUGCUCAGCAGGUCCAACAAGGUGGACAACAUCGUCGUUCUGACCGACCGGUGGCUGAGUCUUGAAAUCCAGUGGGCCGUCGAAACCUACAGGACGGACGUAAACGACAAAGCCCUCAUGGUGCAAAUCCACAUGGAAGACGGAGAGUCAGAGUUGGUGGAUGACCGGAACUGUGUGAAGCUCUACGGCUUCAGUGACCAAAUACUGAGGUUUGUGGCCGAGCGAGGGUCCUCCAGGCUGCUGGACCACGUGGAACAUUUAGACAAAGUCUACAACAUCCCGCCACCCGAGGGGGCUCGAGCCCCCGAGACCACAAAUUGUGUCGCUCCGAUACCAGCCAGCCCCAAACUGAGGUGGCGCAGCGUGCGAGUGUUCGUCUCCUCCACCUUCAGAGACAUGCACGCCGAGCGCGACGUCCUGGUGCGCGCCGUGUUCCCGGAGCUGCGGCGUCGCGCCGCCUCCCGCCGCCUCCACCUGCAGGAGGUGGAACUGCGUUGGGGCGUGACGGAGGAGGAGUCGGGGCGGGCCGCCGAGCUGUGCCUGUCGGAGGUGUGUCGCAGCCAGAUGUUGGUGGGGAUCCUGGGGGAGAGGUACGGCCUGGUGCCUCCCCGACCGCUCCUCCCGGACCUGCCGCAGCACAGCUGGCUGGCGUCGGCCCCAGCGGGCCUCUCCAUCACAGAGAUGGAGAUCCGUCAGUUCCAGGCUCUUUACCCCGACACGGCACAACAGCGGAUGUUCUGCUACUUCAGAGAUCCGAACAUCACCAACGCUGUUCCGGUGGCUUGGAGAUCUGACUUUGCCUCUGAAUCGAAGGAGGCGGAGUCUAAAAUGGCGUCACUGAAGAGAAGGAUCCGGGCCAGUGACGUCAAGGUCACGGAGAAUUACUGUUGUGAGUGGGGCGGCGCUGUGGAGGGGAAACCGUAUCUGAAACAUCUGGAGGUCUUUGGCGAAGCCGUGCUGGAAGACCUGUGGGCGGCCGUGGAAACGCUGUUUGUGGAAGAGGAGGACGAGGCAUCGUCCGACGCGACGGAGCAGGAGGUCCACCAGGAGGCGCUGCGGAGGCAGUUCUCCAGCCGGGCGAAGCUGCUGUCCGGGGCCGUGGAGGUAGCGGAGCAGGCCCGGAGCAAAGGGGGGCUGAUGGUGGUGGAGGCCGGACCCGGGGAGGGAAAAACCGUCUUCAUGGCCGCUCUAGCAGACGGCCUCAGGAAUGGAGUCAAGUCCAGGACAAACCUCGCCUGUGACAUCAUCGCCUACUCCACAGCUGCCAGCCAAUCGGCACGCUCGGUGGAAAACCUGCUGCGAUUCCUCGUUCGCCGGUUGAGAAGGAUGAACGACACCAAGGAGGCGUCGCCUCUUCCCCGCUCUUACAAAGAUCUGCUGUUAGAAUUUCACUCCUUCUUGAGUGGCGUAAAGAGGGAAAAGGCUGUGGUGCUGCUCAUUGAUGGAGUGGAUCUCCUGCAAGACGGCCGAGGUCAGCUCAACUCUGAUUGGAUACCACAGCAGCUUCCACAGGGAGUUUGUUUGGUAUUGAGCAUCACAAGCAAAGCGCCACUGUUACAAACGCUGGCCGAGAAAAGAGGCGCCGUCCUGUUGGCGCUGGGGCCGCUUACCGUGCUGGACCGGAAGGAGAUGGUUAAGAAGGAACUGGACUCCUUCGGGAAGAAACUCAGCGACUCCGCAUUCAACAACCAGCUCCAGACGCUGGUGAUGAAGAAGGGAGCAGCGAGUCCUCUCUACCUGCACCUGGCCUGCGAGGACCUGAGGAACUUUGCCUCCUUUGACAAGUUGAAGGAGAGCCUGCAGGACUUGCCUCAGUCUCUGAGCCAGUUGGUGCACCGCAGCCUGGCCCGACUGUGCACGCGGUUCCGAGGCGAGCGGGGGCUCCGCUGGGCCCUGGCCGCUCUCGCCGUCAGCUCCACCGGGCUGAGGGAGAGAGACUUGUACUCUGUGCUGAACACCUGCAGCGACUUGUCCUCGCGGGACGGACGGCUCGCCUGGCAGGACGUGCUGCGUCUGUCCAGGAAGCCCGAGGGGCGACUGCCCAUGGCCACCUUCACCCGCAUAGCGCAGAGUCUACAAAGCCUGAUCGGUCCGUCCCAGUGCCGCGACACCGACGACCUGCUGGCUCUAACCAAUCCGGAGGUGAGGAGGGCCUUCGAGGACUUCCUCCUCCCAACAGAGAGUGACCGGACCAGAGCUCACCUCGUGCUGGCAGCUCACCUGUGGGCGCUGGCCGACCCGCAGGGCACGGACACCUUCCUCCUCUGCGAGGCCAACUCCGUCAUGCAGCUGCCCGCGAACCUGAAUCGAAGCGGCCAGGUGGAGGCGCUGCACUCUCUGCUCUCCAGCUACUACUUCCUGUACGCAAACGUGCGCCACGGGCUCCUGCACCACCUCCGGGAGGCCUACAGCCUGUGUGAUGGCGAGAAUCCGUCCGCGGCCUCACUUGGCUUCCAGGAUCGUCUAGAAGACUGCCGGCGCUUCCUGCGGCGACACGCCCCCCUCCUCUCCUCGUGGCCGGCUCUGUUCCUGCAGCAGGCCCUCAACGAGCCCCCAGAGACCGCUGCUCACAUCUGGGCGCGAGGCCUGACGGGCCGCGGGGGGCCGCGGGUCGUCGAGUGGCUGAACAACGACGCCGGCGGGAUUCUCCAGGAGACCAAUGAGCUCGUGUCGACUUUCUCUUCCGUUCCGACCUGCUUGGUCGGGAGCUCGGAUGGAGAGCUCAUGGUGGUCGGCACCGGGCGGGGGAUGCUGCACCUCAUCAGCACUCGGACCGGACACGAAGUGAAGUCGUUGGUGAGCAGCUGUGACGGCAUCUCGAGCUGCGUCCUCCUGAAGGACGGACGUCUUGCCACCACCUCCUUCGAUGGACGGAUAGAGAUCUGGGACAUCGCCAAUGGCUGCCGGACCGCUCUCAUCCAGGGACACGCCAACGUGAUAACAGGAAGUGACCUCACCGCAGACAGGAAGCACCUGGUCACUGUAUCCCUGGACUUCAUGUUAAAGGUUUGGUCCUCUGCUAAAGGCCACGAGGUGGCGGCCCUGCCCAGCUCCAGCCCUUUGAACUGUGUGACCUUUGACCCCGAGGGUCACCUGCUGGCUGCUGGUUGCUGGAAUGGGAACGUGAUUGUGUGGAACUGGCUGCAGAACAGAACUCUUGCGUCGCUGACGGGCCACCGGCGCUCGGUGCGCAGCGUCUCCUUCUCCCCGUCCUCCUCCAUGCUGUGCUCCGGCUCCAUCUCCGGGGAGGUGAGGCUGUGGUCGGUGCCCAGCUCCACCUGCGUGGGGUGUUUCCAGGCUCACCGCGGAGCCGCCGAGGCCCUCGCCUUCCUGGACGGAGGCAGCACGCUGCUCACCGCCGGCUCCGACCACCUGCUGCAGCUCUGGUCGGGAGGACUCGGGCGUUCGGUCGCCGCAUUGAAAAGUGAUGACGGCGAUCCGGAGCCUCCGCUGCAGAAGCUGAAGUCGGCGACGUCCGAGCCGGCCGCCCUGUGCGUCGCUGUGAAUGGAGACUGUGCCGCCGUCGGAUACCACGGGGACGGCAUCAAGCUCUUCAGCCUCGACUCAGGGAAGAAGACGUGGGACUCGGGGGGCCUGGACGUGUCCACCCUGAGCCUGCUGUGGGUCGCGCGGGACGCCGAGCACAGCCAACCGGAGCUGCUGUUGUCCGCGGGAAGCGACAAGCGCGUGAGGGUCUGGAGGAGAGCGGACGAGGACGCGGGGCUGCUGGCGGGGCUGGAAGAGUGGGGGACGUUCAACGUGCAGCCGGGCGCCGUCCAGGCCAUGGCACAGAACGCCACGUACCUGGCCACAGCUUCAGAUGAGUCCUCCAUUGUCCUGUGCUCGUUGCGUGAUCUGGCCCUCGGCCCCUCGCUCCAGCCUCACGCGCUGCUGAGCGGCCACAGUGGAGCGGUCACCUGUCUGGCCUUCAGCCCCGAUGGUGGACAGCUGCUCUCCGGUGGAAAAGACAAGGCGCUGCUGGUGUGGGACGUCAGCUCCUCCCCUGCCGUUCUCUCCAAGUCGCUCCUUCACUGCCACAAAGACUGGAUCACCAGCUGCGCUUGGACUCCAGACUGCGCGAUUAGCUCCUCGAGCGACGGGGCGCUUUGUUCGUGGGAUCUGCAGGCGGGCCGCUGCCUCCGAGAAAUAAACCUGAGGGAUCCGCUCGCGUCCAUCUGCUGCCUCGGCGGCUAUGUGGUGGCCGGCGGAGCCGGGGGGACGCUCCAUGUUUGGAACUGGGAGACAAACGUAGAAAUCUGCCACGUCGCUGCACACGAGCAGAGUAUUCACCACUGCUCGCUCCUGCCACGUGCAGACCAGGGCAAAAAAGUCAAGCCAGAGGAAAUGACUGUGUUCACUGCUUCUGAGGACGGCAGCGUGCAGCUCUGGAAACCACUGCAGGUGGAGCACUUUGGCACCUUGCAGGGUCACAGCGGUGCAAUAUGUGGAGUCGUUCUCGCGGAAGGACUCCCGGAGUUCCUCUCGGUUUCCGAAGAUCGCUCUUUGCGACGCUGGAAACGCACAACAGAGAGGCCUGGCGGUCUGCGAGGGCCGGUCGCUGCGCUGUGCUUCUCUCGGGGAGGCGAUCUGCUCCUCGCUGGUUACGAGUCCGGUCUGCUGGAGGUGUGGCGCCGCGGCGCCGCGGUCGGCCGGAAGCAGGUGUCGGACGGCACCCUCACAGCCAUCUGCUCGAUGCCCGGCGAGCGCUUCGCCGUCAGCUACGAGAAGCUCGCCGUGGACGUGUGGAAGGUGGUGUGGGAUGGACAACGCCGCCUCGCCAGCCUGGUGAAGGUGAGCACGUACGCGGUGGAAGCCCCCGUGAUCCGCCUCAACUACUGCUCCGUCCUGAUGGGCGUCUCCGACACCGGGACCAUAUUUGAUGUCACAAAAGACUCCGCCUCAUACGGGAGUUACAGCGUCCUGAACUGGAAUCAACAAUGCCGUAUUUUGGGGACGACCCAGAACGACGAGAGAAGCAUGUGGCUGCUGGCACACGCAGAAGGACAAAUCAGAAUUGGUUUCAUUUUUGCUAUGGGCCCUAAAAUUGGUUUCCAGAGCGCUUUCGGCUCAAUUAACCUAGAGAUUGAGGAGGAGGAGGAGGAGGAGGAAGAGGAGGCGGGGAAGGUGGAGGUGGAGGCGGGGACUGCAGAGGAGGAGAAAGGUAGUCUGCCAACAGCUGGAUCGGUGGACAAAGAAUUUGUCGUGUGUGGGGACGCGAAUGGCAACAUGUGGUUCAACGAGCCUCCAGAUGUUUGCUCGUGGAGCAGCAGAAAACCCGCUCACAGCGACCGGAUCAGUGUGCUGAAACUGACCGAGCGGCUCAUCAUCUCCGCGUCCCACGACGGCACGGUGAAGCUGUGGGACAGAAACACCAAGAAGCAGGUCGGUAUGUUUGCGUGUGGAGGUCCUGUGUUGCACUUGGAGGUGAACCCUGUUAACCCCAAUGAACUGGUUUGUGGUGACGGGCAGGGAAAGAUCUACUUUCUCUCCUGGAAAGAAUAAUCCUCAAGUUGUUGGACACUAAAUAAAAAUUCAAAAAGGCUUAAACACUAA